AUGUCUUCGUUCCCGGAAGCUUCAUCAUCUUGCGAUUCUCAGGUUUCUAUUCAAUCCUACCCAACCUUGGUCUCGAACCCGCCACCUACUACUGCGCAACCUGCAGUUGUCACAACUUCCCUCGUCCAAACCACACGGCUUGCAGAUGGCAAGAAAAUGAUUAAUCAAUACGUUAUGGACGCUAAAGUCGGCUCUGGACAACACGGCAACGUUUGGCGAUGUUACGAGAACAAGCAGAGAAACUCGAAGGUCCUAGCAAUGAAGAUUGUCAAGAGAGAUAAUCCAAAGGCCAGAAGGGAUAGACAGUAUAAGAUGCUGAGGAUGAGAGGAGGACUGGGAGCCGCAGGUGCUGGCGCAAAUAAUUCUGGAAGGACCUCUCGUCCGCGAAGUACACCGACAGUCGUCGACGGUAUACGUACCGCAGAGCAGGAGAUUCGAAAAGAGAUCGCAAUCAUGAAAAAAUGUAGACAUCCGCAUGUUGUACGGCUAUACGAAGUUAUCGACGACAGGAAGAACGAAAUGGUGUUCAUGGUCAUGGAAUACCUUGGGGGCGGCGAAAUCCAAUACACCUCUCCUACAUCACCCGGUACACCAAUACUGACUGUGGAGCAAACUCGCAGAAUCAUGCGAGAUGCUAUACUUGGGCUAGAGUAUCUGCAUCACCAGGGUAUUAUCCAUAGGGAUAUAAAACCUGCGAAUUUGCUGUGGAGUACGGGCCACGACAGAGUGAAAAUUGCGGAUUUUGGAACAGCACAUUUUAGCUACGCGCAACGUCUCGCUGCAGCGAAGGCUUCGAAUCUCCCUAUAAUUGACGACAACGAAGAAGACCCGUUACUGCUCAAUGACGCCGACUUGGCGAAAAGAGCAGGAAGCCCCGCGUUCCUGGCUCCGGAAAUCGUAUGGGAGUUCGUCGAGUGGCCCCAGGCGGAGAAAUUCUACCCUACAUACACUCCGUUAUUGCCUACCACACCAGAAGGCUCUUCACCUUCUGAGCCAGUAUCUGCGGACGUAGUUCCUGUUCCCGCACCUCCUCGUCCACCAGUCACAAAAUCAAUCGAUAUUUGGGCCCUCGGCGUAACACUUUACUGUCUUCUUUUCGGUAAAACGCCAUUUCGCCCUCCAGGCGAUGAAGGAGACCGGAUAACUGAAUGGGCGGGCUAUUAUUGGGUAUGCAAUCGUGAUUGGCGGGCGGAGGACAAAAUGGGCUGGGACGGUGUGCUCACAGGCGGACAAAAGGCCAGGGAAGGACAGUGGAAUGGUCAAAAGGGUAAGCCCGAGGGAUCCAAGGAAGGGGCGUUGGUUAUGCAUCUUUUGGACCAUUUCCUCCAGAAGGAUUUAGAGAGGCGGAUAACGCUUGAAGAAGUGAAGAUGAACCCUUGGUUCCUUCAAGACCUCCCAAACCCCGACUACUGGCUUCGCAUGACAUCGCCGAAC
This is a messenger RNA of Lentinula edodes (shiitake mushroom), 1434 nucleotides long. Its product is annotated as kinase-like domain-containing protein. Gene Ontology annotation, biological process: intracellular signal transduction; protein phosphorylation. Lineage: Eukaryota; Fungi; Basidiomycota; Agaricomycetes; Agaricales; Omphalotaceae. Gene Ontology annotation, molecular function: ATP binding; protein serine/threonine kinase activity. Gene Ontology annotation, cellular component: cytoplasm. The record is from RefSeq and is a predicted model, not a curated record. The transcript is spliced from 7 exons. The annotation marks the transcript as partial.